CUGCUUUCCUGCGGUCAGUCAGUCCGGGAGCAACUUCCGUUUCCGCUUGGCUCCGGCUGGAGGGUUUAUUGAGUGUCGUGAGAGGUCAGAUUGCUGUCAGACAUGGCCCAUGGACACGGACAUGAACAUGGUCAUAGUAAAUUAAAACUUCCAGAUUAUAAACAAUGGAAGAUAGAAGGGACACCAUUAGAAACUGUCCAGGAGAAGCUGGCUGCACGAGGGCUAAGGGAUCCAUGGGGCCGCAAUGAAGCUUGGAGAUACAUGGGUGGCUUUGCAAACAAUGUUUCCUUUGUUGGUGCAUUAUUAAAAGGAUUCAAAUGGGGAUUUGCUGCAUUUGUGGUAGCUGUAGGGGCUGAAUAUUACCUGGAGUCUCGGAAUAAAGAUAAGAAGCAUCAUUGAAGAAAAUACCUGAAAGUAUCUUGAAGUCUUCUUAAUUCUCCUAUAAAAAUAAGAUUUCAUCAACAUAGCCUACUCAUCUGUGUAUUUUCCCAAAUAAUACUAGUAAGAUUUAAUAAAGUAAGAAUACAUGU
Messenger RNA from Hyaena hyaena (striped hyena), 530 nucleotides. It is a transcript of the gene NDUFB3, whose product is annotated as NADH:ubiquinone oxidoreductase subunit B3. NCBI's taxonomy places the organism in Eukaryota, Metazoa, Chordata, Mammalia, Carnivora, Hyaenidae. The transcript is spliced from 3 exons. Gene Ontology annotation, cellular component: mitochondrion. Gene Ontology annotation, biological process: electron transport chain; mitochondrial respiratory chain complex I assembly. The record is from RefSeq and is a predicted model, not a curated record. Bases 103 to 399 code for a protein of 98 amino acids.